Molecule: messenger RNA, 1017 nt
Organism: Rattus rattus (black rat)
Lineage: Eukaryota; Metazoa; Chordata; Mammalia; Rodentia; Muridae
Gene: Cebpzos
Product: CEBPZ opposite strand
Exons: 5
Coding region: 547-792 (81 amino acids)
Source: RefSeq, a predicted model, not a curated record
AGGACCCCGGGUAAGGCUAGGCGCUCGCUGUUGGAACCUUGCCCGGCACUAGCCCCGGGUCGCAGCGCCGCCCGGCCGGUCGACUUUCCUUCCUCGGGUCAACACUGGAGGACACACAGGGUUGCUUCACCUGCGCUGGAGCCCCAGCCGCUCCUGUGCAUGAAGGCCCCGUGGUCUUUGGUCUCCCUGGGCCAUCUUGUCUGAACAGUGUGUCCCUGGUGACAAUCGGGCUUUAUUUUUAAGUAGACCAGCCCCGAAGCGCAGGACCUUGGAAUGUAACACGUCCAACUGUUUUUAAGAAAGUAAAUGUUUUAUUAAUAGCGUUAUUUGGACUGUUCGAAGCCAUAGCAUCACUCUCUUCCGAUCAAAAAAAGAUUUUGCUCAGAUUCCUUAAGUUAUGGCACAGGCAGGUGUGCUGUGUCCUUGCCCCGAAACCUUAAAAAACGGCCUUGGGAACGCAGAACUGAGCGGGACUGUGAGUGAUGUUGCAGAGUACUGGGAAAUCGAGGAAGACAGCUCUGUCCCUCCUGCCUCAUCCCCAAUUAUAUGAUGGCUCGGACCAUGGAACCCCUGGCAAAGAAGAUCUUUAAAGGAGUUUUAGCUGCUGAGCUCGUGGGCGUUUUUGGAGCUUAUUUUUUGUUUAAAAAGAUGAACUCGAGCCAAGAUUUCAGGCAAACAAUGAGCAAGACAUUUCCCUUCAUUUUGGAAGUUUAUUACAAAUCCAUUGAACAGUCUGGAAUAUAUGGGGUUAGAGAAAAAGAUCAGCAAAAAUGGCUGGGUAGCAAAAAUUAAGGAUCUGGUCCCCGACCAAUGUUUAUCUCUACAAGAAACCAACGGUAUCACUCAGGAUUACAAUCCCACAGCUGACAUGGAUGGAGUUUCUACUGUGUGAAACAAAAUAUAAAUUGUAAUUCAGAUCUUUUUCUUUGGCCUUGAAAAAGCUGACUGAAGAAUGUUUACUGUAUUAUCAAUAAACUUUUAUUUAUGCUACUGAAAAUAAAAUGUAUUAAAAACUCA